Otolemur garnettii (small-eared galago) is the source of this 548-nucleotide messenger RNA. RefSeq names its product RNA polymerase II subunit G (gene POLR2G). Gene Ontology annotation, molecular function: translation initiation factor binding; single-stranded DNA binding; single-stranded RNA binding. Bases 58 to 483 code for a protein of 141 amino acids. The record is from RefSeq and is a predicted model, not a curated record. Gene Ontology annotation, cellular component: P-body; RNA polymerase II, core complex. The transcript has 6 exons. Gene Ontology annotation, biological process: transcription initiation at RNA polymerase II promoter; DNA-templated transcription; positive regulation of nuclear-transcribed mRNA poly(A) tail shortening. NCBI's taxonomy places the organism in Eukaryota, Metazoa, Chordata, Mammalia, Primates, Galagidae.
UGGAGACCGCGGAGCCGCGGGAGGUGUGGAUCCUUCCCUUCAGUUUGCUCCGGGAAGAUGUUCUACCACAUCUCCUUGGAGCACGAAAUCCUGCUGCACCCGCGCUACUUUGGCCCCAACUUGCUCAACACUGUGAAGCAGAAACUCUUCACCGAGGUGGAGGGGACCUGCACGGGGAAGUAUGGCUUUGUAAUUGCUGUCACCACCAUUGACAAUAUUGGUGCUGGUGUGAUCCAGCCAGGCCGAGGCUUUGUCCUUUAUCCAGUUAAGUACAAGGCUAUUGUUUUCCGGCCCUUUAAAGGAGAAGUUGUGGAUGCUGUUGUCACUCAGGUCAACAAGGUGAGACCAUACAUAGGGAAGCCAGACAUUGUGAUUCAGCAGGAUGAUGAGAUCCGCUUGAAAAUUGUGGGGACCCGUGUGGAUAAGAAUGACAUUUUUGCUAUUGGCUCCCUGAUGGACGAUUACUUGGGACUUGUGAGCUGAGCAUGGGAGCCACCUCCUUUUGGUCCUGAUCUAGGAAGUUGAUUGUUACAUGUUGUCUAGAGGCC